GCCAGCCUUCUCUACUACGCAGGCGCAGUGCCACUUACCCGGCAUGGAAGUGGUGGGCCUCUUGUGUAUGACAACUGCGGUCCUGAUAUGGGCCCUUCUUUGGGUUUGGGACUCCUCAAAACUAAAGAGAACUCGGGAGAAAGCUGGUCUGCUGGGAGCUGGGAGCCAGACCCUACUAAUGAUUGCGCACCCAGACGAUGAGGCCAUGUUCUUUGCUCCCACGGUGCUAGGCUUGGUCCGUCUGAAACACCAGGUGUCCCUGCUCUGCUUCUCGGCAGGAAAUUACUACAAUCAAGGAGAGAUCCGUAAGAAAGAACUUUUGCAGAGCUGUGAUGUUUUGGGGAUUCCACCCUCCCGUGUAAUGAUUAUUGACAGCAGAAUACCUGUCAACCCAUUGCUGCUAUCACUCUCUUCAUGGGAAGUGAGGAGAAAGAGGAAGAGGGGCUUGGAAUACUGGUAUCUGACUCUUAAUCAUCUCUUUGAAGUAAGGGAUUUCCCAGAUGACCCAGGAGUGCAGUGGGAUACGGAGCACGUGGCUAGUGUCCUCCUCCAGCACAUAAAAGUCAAUGGCAUCAACUUGGUGGUGACUUUCGAUGCAGGAGGAGUCAGUGGUCACAGCAAUCACGUUGCUCUGUAUGCAGCUGUGAGGGCUCUGCACUCAGAAGGGAAGUUCCCUAAAGGUUUCCCAGGCUGUGCUCAAACUUGCAAUCCUUCUGCUUCAACCUCCCAGAGUACUGGGAUUACAGGGUGUUCUGUGCUGACGCUUCAGUCUGUGAAUGUGCUGCGGAAAUACUUCUCCAUUCUGGAUCUGCCUUGGUCUCUGCUGCAAAUGCAGGAUGUCCUCUUUGUGCUCACCAGUGAAGAAGUAUCACGGGCCAAGAAAGCUAUGUCCUGCCACCGUACCCAGCUCUUGUGGUUCCGUCGCCUCUACAUUUUCUUCUCCAGCAGGCAGGUGUGUGCACAUACAGUGGCAGGUUCCAGUUUGGGUUCCUGGAAGAGGACAACACCAGAACUGGGCUCUCCUUGGUGCCAGGAGAGCACCAAGGGACACAGCACAGUACCGGGGAUCAAACUCAGGACCUUGCGCUUGCCAGGGAGGCGCAGCUCCACUGAGCUGCAUCCUGGGCCCUGUUCAAUUAUUUAUGUACAAAAAUCUACAUUUAUUCAAAUACAGUCAUGUAUUCUUCUGGAACAUCAGCAUAACUCUCCAAACCCCAAACUCUGGCCCUAAUUUCUUACAUCUCCAUUUCCUACAGAACCAUUGGCCCCAAUCUCUCAUGUCCAGCAAUAGAGCUCUCCUUAAACGGGCACUUCUGUCCAUUGAGCCUGUUCAUAGUCCAUCGUUACAACACACGACAUAUUGAAUUGUGAAGAUUCAUAUUAGACCCAGCCACAUCUACUUGUUAUCAAAUGUGCACAUUAUUUUAUUUGUGCACUGUCUCUGUACUCUGAUUGGUCAUUCAGCAAAAAAUCUCAAGUUUUCACAGGCAUAUUUCUCUCAUCCAAAUACCCUCUUGGGUAUUUAGAAAUACUUAAUAGUAAUUUAUAUUGUUUAAGUAUUAAUGUGAAUAUUAUUUAUUUUUAUUUAGUAUACAUUAGUAUUAUAAUUCAAUACAUCCAUCAUGAGUUACAACAGACGAAUUUAUGUACAUCUGUCUGGCUGACAAUCUUUUUUUUUUUCUGGCUGGCAAUCUUAACUGCAGCUUAUUUUGGGAAUACGGUUUAUGUUAUGAACAUUCUGAAAAAUCAUGGUAGGGCUUAUUUUCCAGUUAGGUCUUAUUUUCAGAGAAAUACAGUGUAUUUCCCUCCCUGGCUCUUCCCGUCAGUCUCUCUGCUUUCUAUCUGCCAUGCCUUGAGCAGCUCUCACCCACCAUCCCUCUCUGCCAUGCCAUCCUGUCUUGGAGCCAGCUGACUAUGGACUGAAAUAUGAGCCAAAAUAAACUCUCCUCACUAAAGUUGUGAGUGUCAGGUAUUUUGUCCCAGGAAUGAGAAAAGUACUUAAAACACACUCGCAGUCUGGUAAGACACAGAUAACUACACUGACAACUAUACUCUUGGUAUAGGCAGAGACCUGUGAGACCUGUGAUUGGCAAAGUAGGAAUGGAAGAUGGAAUUAAAGCCAUGCCUUACUCCACACUAUCUAGUAUGUGCUAAAGAGGCUUUUUUAAAAGUUUGUAUUUUCUGACUUAGAGAUUUUAUUUAUUUUUUUGGUACCAGGUAUCGAACUCAGGACCUUGCACUUGCGAGGCAGGCACAAUGUACUGAGCUAAAUCCCUAGUCCUAGGAAUUUUAUUUUUAAGAGAACUGAUCUCAAAGAAAAAAAAAUUUCUAAAUUGUCAACAACUUAUACACUGAGAAAUUCUUCACAGUAAUGUUUAUAAUUGGAAAAAAACUAGACUCAGGCUCCAAAUUCACUACUACAGAUGCAGAGGUGAUGAGAUAUCAACCAGGGAAAUGGCUACUGGGGAGUAGGAAGCUGGGGCCUGAGAGACAGUGAAAGAAAGACUUUUCACUAUGUAUUCAUAUAUUUUCUUACAUCUUGCAAAUUCUGUGCCAAAUACAAAAAGAAUUGCCCAAAAUAAUACAAUUAAAGUUAAAAAAAUUAUAA
Heterocephalus glaber (naked mole-rat) is the source of this 2608-nucleotide messenger RNA. RefSeq names its product phosphatidylinositol glycan anchor biosynthesis class L (gene Pigl). The record is from RefSeq and is a predicted model, not a curated record. Gene Ontology annotation, cellular component: endoplasmic reticulum. Gene Ontology annotation, molecular function: N-acetylglucosaminylphosphatidylinositol deacetylase activity. Lineage: Eukaryota; Metazoa; Chordata; Mammalia; Rodentia; Bathyergidae.